Messenger RNA from Rhizopus microsporus ATCC 52813, 2967 nucleotides. RefSeq lists its product as uncharacterized. The record is from RefSeq and is a predicted model, not a curated record. Gene Ontology annotation, molecular function: protein binding. The transcript has 5 exons. NCBI's taxonomy places the organism in Eukaryota, Fungi, Mucoromycota, Mucoromycetes, Mucorales, Rhizopodaceae. The coding region runs from base 207 to 2813 and encodes 868 amino acids.
AGACAGAUACCAUCAGAUCAAGGUCUUCUUCAAUAACUAGCAUAGAUGAUUUUGAAGACGCUGUGCAAGAUGAUAUAGACGAUGAAGAUGACGAAGAUGAUGAUUAUUUUCAAGACGAAAAGGCAUCAAAUGAACCAGAGAAACCCAUAGAGACAGAACAAAAGCAAGAAAAAGAGCAAGAGCAAGAGCAACAGCAGCCAUCAGAGAUGUCUUUUAUUUUACCUGCUUUGCAAAACCAUGGAUACGUAUCUGAUGAAGAAGAUGAUGAUGAUGUAUCUCUAAAGGAUCCUAAUGAGCCAGUAGAGGAGUUACCACAGCUCGAUGAAAUCAAGUUGGAACAAGAAGAAAAGGCAAAAGAUGAGAAAGAAGAAGAAAAGACAAAAGAUGACGAAGAAAAGGCAAAAGAUGAACAAGAGGAAAAAGUAAAAGAAAUCGAACAACUUGAAAUCGCAUCUACUCCCAUAGAACUCAAGUCAGGUUCUACUGAAAAGCCUGCUACGUAUGAACCUAUCCCGGUUGAGAAGCCUAAGGUGGAGCAAAAGAAGAUAGAAAUUGAUGUAGUAGAAGAAAAGCAUGAUGUUCACACACCAGAGUUGGUUCCUGAACACAAUACGUCCAAAAAUGAUGUACAAGAAAAAUCUACUGCUAUUGAAAAAAUUACAGACAGCGACGAACAAGACACCUCUGUUUCUCAUACAAGUGGUGAGCAGCCUAACCACUUGGCUAGUAUUCUUCCAGCUGUUGAAGAAUCUCUCAAGAAUAUGUCAUCUUCAACUACUGUGAAGAAAUCCGUGGAAGAAGAGCUGCCAUCAGAGGAGAGAGAACGAGCAAGUCGAAGCAGGGAGUUUGAGUACUCUAUUGAGGAUCCUAUUGAUUUAGACAUGUUUAGAGAUAAUGUUAUUGCUAUUCAGUCGGUUGAUCCCAAGGAUAUACCCAUCAACGACCUUAAGCCUCGUCAACAGGAAGAGGCAGAUCAACCUAUUAGAGAUGGAAUGAAAUAUUUGUUUGAUAACCGGUUUAUGAAAGCUAAAGCUAUAUUUCAAACAAAGGCAAGUAUUGAUCCUCUCUAUGCACUCGGGCUGGGAGCAAUGGCCUUUAUCAAGGCUAUUAUGACAUACCACGAAAACGAUAAAGAAACCGCCAUGACUGCACUAGCUACAGCUUAUACCAUCGCUAAGGCGCAGAUUGAUAAUACAUCCUUCAAGAAGCCAUUCAAGGAUACUGUCACUCAAUAUUUUACCUCUUUAUUAUCAUCCAACAGCACCGGAUUACCUACGAACCCACCCGUAUCCACCAUGCCCAACAGUAGCGGCGGUAUUGCCGAUCCGAAUUCCUUUAUGCCCAAUGGAUUACUCAGAGCUCAUGUCAUCAAGGCUGAAUGUUGUUUAUUGAUGGGUAUUCUUCAGAUGACUCAAGAAAGUGUUGUCGGUUACUUGAAAUGUGGAUUAAAUAUAAGACGAGCAUAUCAUAGUUAUAGCAUUGUAUGGCAAGAAUAUAAGCGCAUGGGCCAAGAAUAUACGAAAUAUAUGGAUCGUGAUACUGUUUCCGCCAUUCAGUUUGGUAUUGGCUCGGUGCAUCUCAUCUUGUCUUCCUUACCACCCAAGAUCUUGAAGAUCUUUUCUCUUUUAGGAUGGAAGAGCGAUAAGCAGCUGGGAUUCGCUUUAUUGAAGCUCUGUUUAGAAGGUCGAGGCAUUCGUGCUCCUUUAGCCUCUUUGACGUUACUUGCUUACUAUUCUGUUCUGACAUCAUUUACUCCUCAGCUGUAUACAAAAGAGAUGAUGAAUCCUGCCAUCGAAUGUCUCUUGGACGCUCAAUCAAACCAUCCCAACUCUUGCUUCUUCCUCUUUUUUGCUGCUCGUAUCGCCAGAGUCGCCAAGAACUUGCCACUAUCAACCCAAUCAUUCACAUUUGCAGCAGAAUCAAGUAAGGGCGAAUGGACCGAAGUAGCAAUGAAGCAGUUAUCCGAUUAUGAGAUUGGGUUCAACUUAGCACUAGAAUUAAACUGGAAGGCAGCCGCUGAAUACUUUGAUCAACUCAGCCAGGAAAAGUAUUGGUCUCCGGCCUUCUCCAAAUACUUUGUAGGCGCCUGCUACGAGAUGCUGGGUCAAAGAACCGAGGCGAUUCUAGCAUUUGCUCAAGUGACAGAAUUCGCCAAGGAUAACGGCAAAAAGACAUACAUUGACUCUUAUGUGGACAAAAAAGUCGAGUUCUUUCAAAAGAGUGGAUAUCAAGAUAUGGACUUCAGCUUGCCCGGUUUGGAAAUAUUCCUUGUCCUGAAUGCCUUUGAAUAUAUGGAUAAGGAAUUAUUGGAGUCAUGUCUUGAAAAGGUACAACACACGCUUGAACUGAUUUAUGAACGUGAAAAGAUCGAGUACAACAUUCGUCUUCGUGAACUGGUCCCUGCUGCAGCACCACCAGACUAUUAUGACCAACGAUCUGUGUUGUUAUUAACCAAGGCAUCCAUCUUGAACUCACUCGGUCGUCAUAGCGAAACGAUUGCUCAUCUCAAUUGGAUACUGGAUCAUAAGGACUGUAUCAAACACGAGACUUGGGUUGUGCCAUUUGCAUAUUGGGAAUCAGGCAUCACUGCUUGGGGAUUAGGUAAUUACACAAAGAGUCGUAAGCUAUGGCAACUGGCUAUGACUUGUACAAAAUACGAUUUUGAAUACCGUAUGGCGGUUCGUUUGAGUUUGGCGCUUAGUAAAUGUGAUGAAAUGGGUAUUACUCAUAUUGAUGAUAAAGAAUUGAAAGGGACAAGUACAAAUAGCCGAAAGCGUAUGCCCGUCCUAAGUAAUACCCCUCAAGUGGCUUAAAUAAUAUACAUCAUACGCCUAAAGUAUCUCUUUUAAUUAUUCUAAAGAGUCCCAUUGCAUUAAAAUAAACAGUGAUCACUAAUCAUGGAUAUACAUGCAUUAUAAAUACUUUUCUAGCUCACUACGACUGGCAUUGAGAAGCCAAAAUUCGUUU